This is a messenger RNA of Vicia villosa (hairy vetch), 1842 nucleotides long. RefSeq names its product UDP-arabinose 4-epimerase 1-like. Gene Ontology annotation, biological process: beta-D-galactose catabolic process via UDP-galactose, Leloir pathway. Lineage: Eukaryota; Viridiplantae; Streptophyta; Magnoliopsida; Fabales; Fabaceae. The record is from RefSeq and is a predicted model, not a curated record. The transcript has 11 exons. The coding region runs from base 408 to 1655 and encodes 415 amino acids. Gene Ontology annotation, molecular function: UDP-glucose 4-epimerase activity. Gene Ontology annotation, cellular component: cytosol.
UAUAUCUCUCGGAUGUUUUGUUUGGUUUUGCCAUGUGUUGGAUCUUGAGUUUUCUGUGUUUGUUAUGUUCUGCAUAACUUUUGUUGCUUUCAACUAUUGAUUGCUGCACCUUAAUCUGGAAUGUGGUCCUUUUGUUAAGAAUGGGAGAGGCUAGGGAUUCGGUUUUCUUUGUUUCUUUUCUUAAUUUAUAUGUGCUUUAAAUGCUCUGAAUCAUAGUAAUGGAUUUGCAUGUCUUUUAGUACUAGUGUUGCAAAUUAUGAAAUUUUGCUUUUUCAAUUACUCAUCAUCACUGGUUUCUUCUUCUGAUGUAUGUCUCUCAAGAUCUGUUUAGGAGUGGAGUUUGAUUUGAUCAUUGGUAUCAAGGAAUAAGAGUUCAUUCUUGACACUAAGUGAUAGGGAUUUUUCAAAUGCUAAAUUUUGUCAGGUCUAGAACUCAGGCAAGGACAACCAGACCUACAACAAUGGGAAGUAUGGAUUAUGCAGACCCAAAAAGGAAGGGAAAUUUUGUUGGAAAAGUUUUUCUUGCUGCUGCAUUAACGACAAUAUGUAUUAUCAUGAUCAAGCGAUCUCCAGCUUUGAAUUCCCCUAAUCCGUUUGCCGUCCACGAACCUGGGAUCCCUCAUGUUUUAGUAACAGGUGGAGCAGGCUUUAUUGGCUCACAUGCUACUCUUCGACUUCUGAAGGAUAACUAUCGUGUCACCAUAGUAGACAAUCUAUCACGAGGAAAUUUGGGUGCCGUUAAGGUUCUUCAAGACUUAUUUCCAAAACCCGGAAGGCUUCAAUUUAUAUACGCUGACUUGGGAGACGCAAAUUCGGUUAAUAAAAUAUUUUCGGAGAACAAAUUCGAUGCUGUCAUGCACUUUGCUGCUGUUGCAUAUGUAGGGGAAAGCACUGUGGAUCCUCUUAAGUAUUAUCACAAUAUAACUUCAAAUACCUUGUUGGUAUUGGAAUCUAUGGCUAAAUAUGAUGUGAAGACAUUUAUAUAUUCUAGUACAUGUGCAACAUACGGGGAACCCGAAACGAUGCCUAUUACGGAAGUAACACCGCAGGUCCCGAUUAAUCCCUAUGGGAAAGCCAAGAAGAUGGCAGAGGAUAUCAUUCUUGAUUUUUCUAAAAAUUCAGAGAUGGCAAUAAUGAUUCUCAGAUACUUCAAUGUGAUUGGAUCGGACCCUGAAGGAAGAUUGGGCGAGGCUCCAAGACCUGAAUUGCGAGAGCAAGGUCGAAUAUCUGGUGCCUGCUUUGAUGCAGCUCGUGGUAUUAUUCCUGGCUUAAAGGUUAGAGGGACAGACUAUAAGACGAGCGAUGGAACUUGCAUACGGGAUUAUAUAGAUGUAACAGACCUGGUUGAUGCUCACGUGAAGGCUCUCGAAAAAGCACAACCUGCCAAAGUUGGUAUCUACAAUGUUGGCACUGGAAAGGGUAGCUCAGUGAAGGAGUUUGUCGAAGCUUGCAAAAAGGCUACAGGAGUGAACAUCAAAGUAGAAUACCUCCCUCGUCGUCCCGGUGAUUACGCCGAAGUAUAUAGUAACCCAACAAAGAUCAACCGUGAACUGAAAUGGUCUGCACAACGCACGAAUCUCGAAGAGAGUUUACGAACCGCAUGGAGAUGGCAGAAAUCUCAUCGUGACGGAUACGGGGUUCCAAAUGUAUAUUGAAUUAUUCAGAAUUCUAAAAUAGUAGAAGAUUAGAAGUAAGCAAUAGCAGCAGCAUCUAUGUUAUAGCUGCAUUUUUAUUCGCUAUAUUAGAUGUUAUUGGUAUAUAGUCCAUUCAUUAUGUGUUAUUGACCAUAUAGUAUGAUUCAAUAAUAUAAUGCCGAGGCUAUGGUAUAUACCAUUUCUCCAA